AUGACAGGAAGAGACAUACGAACGUUUGUAACAACUCACAGAAGCAAAGACACAGGGAAUCUAGUUAUUCGUAUGAAGAAUGGAAUCAGCAGUUCAAAAUACAAGCCUGUUAACUAUCAACAACUGCGUGCAGAAACUGAAGCCAAAAAAUUUGCUUCUGCAGGCAUUCAGCUAAAGAUCAAGAAAACCCAGCAAGCCUGUAAAAUAACAAAAGACCAAACGCUUAUCAAGCAGCACUCGUUGGUGUGGUGGAAAGAGCACAAGCGACUGAGCGAUAGUCGGGAAAAAAUGGAAUCUCAGCUACAGAUCUUCCUGGAGGAGAAAAGUACAUUUUGUCCUUUUUUUGCAGAUAUUGUCAACUUCGAACAGCAAUUAUCGGAGGAACGAGAUGGGUAUAAAGCAUGCACAGUACAUCCCAUCUGGCAGCUGAGGGAUGAUUUAAAACACAGGAUUUGUGAACUGCGGCAUGACUCUCUCCACCAGUCUCAAAUGGAAAAUGACUUUGAUCCGGAGAAUAUAAUCCAGCAGGUUGAAUCUGUGAAAAGACAACAAAAUGUGUUAAUUGAAAAACUAAUUCAAGAGCAGCAGGCUUUAGAAGAAGAACUUUACGGAUGUGACAUUCUGGAAUUUAUUCAUUUAGAAGAAAUUUCAGAUCCGCUUGGGGAAAUCCCUGUUAUUCUACAGGAGAUAGAAUGUCCAUAUCCAGACCUGAAGUCCUCGGUACUAAGCGAAUAUCAGCAGCUUGUUGACCUCUACAGCAGAAAGAUGAAAGAGCUUGAUGGACAGUCAAAAGAUAUAGACAGGAACUGUACAUGGAGUACAGAGGACCAUUGGAUUCUCCAGUCAGUUAUCAGCCAGUAUCCCUAUGAUCUUCCAAACAGAAGAGCUUUGUAUUUGGAUAUGCUUUCCAGACUUCUCCCACACAAACCAAGGCAGGAGCUGGUGAGCCAUGAAAAGAUCUGGGACUUGAAUCGCUUCGCUAAAGACCAAAGAAAAGCUCUGAUAGAAAGCCGGACUCGGUAUAAGAAAGAUUUUGUCUUGAAGGCACUGCUGACCAUCGCUGAAGCCGGUUCUGCAUAUGAAGCAGAACUCAUUCUGGCUAAUGACAGGCUGCAGCAACAUCAGAUUUGUACUGAGCUUAAGGAGAAGGUCAUGCAGUGGAGAGUGCACCAGGAGGAAGCCACUAGAUUAGAAUCUGCCAUCGCUGCCAGGAGACGACAAGAAGAAGAGCAACGAGAAAGACAAAGCAAAGAGAAAGAGAAGCUGCAGAGAGCAGAUGAAAAGGAAAAAAUACAGAAGUACAAAGCGGAGAAGCAACAAGCGUGGGAAGAGCUACAGAGAAGAGACAUAGAGCGCCUGGAGCAGCUGAGGAGAAUAAUGACGCAGCAAGCUGAGAAAGACAGAGAGCGGGUUGUAUACCGGCAGCAGCUACUGGAGAAGCGACUGUUAGAGAGAAAGGAGAUGGCGCUUCACGAUGAGCAAGUCGAGAUGGAGAGGCAGAGGAGACUGGAAGCACUGCGGCAGCAGGUUGCUGUGAUAGCAGAAUUUGAUCCUGUCCGAAUGAUGAGUGACACCAAAGCCUGGAAAGCUAGAAUGGGUAUUGGGACAGAAGAGGAAGUCGUUCUUCAAAAACCUCUUUUUGAGUUACAUACAUACAGUGAGCAACAGAUUAUUUCCGACCCGAGGAUCAGAGUUGAGAUGGCGCUACGAGAUGCCGGUCUUCACAAGACUUCCUACGCUAAAGAAAUCUUACCUAAAAUACCUCCGCCAAAGCCGCCGAGGAAGGACAUGGAAUCCACCAUAUUUAAAAAUUAGCAGAGCCUCCGCUGUAUCACUCGUUUAUCAUUAAAUUAUUUAUAGUGUUACUGGGGCUGUCAUUAGAUUCCUGUUACCAAGGAAGGACCUGACCUGGCAGCAAAUGGACAAUAGAUCAGGUUAUGGUUGUGCACUAAGUAUCAUUAUAUUGGGAGUGUGGAUGGAGAUUG
Molecule: messenger RNA, 1985 nt
Organism: Nanorana parkeri
Lineage: Eukaryota; Metazoa; Chordata; Amphibia; Anura; Dicroglossidae
Gene: CCDC148
Product: coiled-coil domain containing 148
Exons: 14
Coding region: 1-1815 (604 amino acids)
Source: RefSeq, a predicted model, not a curated record